UAGAGGGUCAAAACAGGCAAACGAACAGUUCAAAGAAUGUCUUGACCAGCUCCACGAGAUAAUUCUCAAAUACUCCGACACAUGUACACCUGUCCUAUGUGGAGACUGGAACUGUGAUCUGAUGAAAACAUCUAUUAAAUCAGCACGGUUAAAGGAACUCGAAGACUUCAUAAGUUCUAAGAAGCUAUUGUUUAAACUUGAAAUGAGUAUAAUGAUAGCUAUUGGUGUAGCUAUUAUUACAUUCCUGGUAGUUUUAUUCUUUGGAGUAUGGAAGCUAAGGACAAAAGUUUUGCCAAGCCGGGCUGGGAUGCCGAGAAAACCUAGAUUUAGAAAAAGAGAUAAGAUGCUGUUUUAUGGAAGGAGAAUGUUGAGAAAGGUUAAAAGUUUUACAAAAAACACAGUUGGUUCUUUGCCACAAGGAAGAGGAAAGAUAAAGAAUAAACAACUUGUUUUAAAACUGGCAAGAAAGUUAUUACAGAUGAGAAGACAUUCAGCUUUACCCCAGCUGAGACAUAAAGAACCACCACAGUCUUUCCUAGAAACUGAUUCAUCAGAGAUAGAGGAAUCAGACCACAGACUUCCUCCAGAAGUGUUAUACAUGUUAAGGAGCACUAGAGUAUUUGGACAUUUUGAGAAGCCGUUAUUCCUGGAGUUGGUGAAACACAUGGAAACAAAGAACAUAUCAGCUGGUUCCUAUUUAUUUAGGAUUGGGGACCAAGAUGAUAGUAUUUAUGUUGUACAGAGUGGAAAGCUCAAAGUUACAAUCAAAGAACAGGACAGUACAGAAUGUCUGGUGAAGUAUGUAACAACAGGAGAAAGUCUUCAUAGUUUACUUAGUAUACUGGAUGUCUUAACGGGACAUGUACGGCCGUAUAAGACAGUCAGUGCCAAAGCUGCAGUAGACACAGUUGUCCUCAGACUUCCAGCAUUAGCAUUUCAGUCCUUGUUUGAAAGAUUCCCAGAAUCUCUAGUUCGGGUAGUUCAGAUUAUCAUGAUUAGAUUACAGAGGGUAACAUUUACAGCAUUACAUAAUUACCUUGGUCUCAGUUCAGAAUUACUUAAAUCACAAUCAGAUAAACCAAGUUUACUCUCAAUAUCCAGCAUUAGUAACCCUAACAACUGGCCAACUAGUCCUCGUAAACACAGAGGAAGUUUAGACAUGGAGAAGUCAGAGGCUUCCAGAAAUCCAAAGUUUUUUAUUGACAACUCUGCUGACAAACCAAGGUCAGAUUUUGAUGUUGCUUGUGAGAGAGCAGGUGUAGAGAACAUAGGAUCCACUGAGAUCGUAGAUGAUGGACAACCUACUCCUAAGCUUAAGAUACCAUCUGAUACUGGUACUAAGAGUCAUCAUUCAGAUACCAGUCAGGAAAUAACUGAUGAUGUUAUUUUACAGUUGGCAAAGAAAGAUUUAGUUAAUAUUAUCAAAAUUCAGGACCAAUCAUUAUUAGAUGACAAGUUGAAAGUAAGAAGAAUGAAGGGAGGACACUCAAUAAUAAGGCAGGGGGAUCAGGAUGCUAGUUUGAUAUUUGUGGUAACAGGAUCGUUGAAUGUUGUACAGCAGAUGAUUGGUGAUGAAAAGAAGGAGACAUUGCUGUUUGUUGCUUUACCUGGAGAGAUUGUUGGUUCCCUGGCCGUGCUGACAGGAGAACCCUCCUUCUUUACAAUGCGUGCCAAAGUAGAUACUAUUGUAGUAACUAUAUCCAAAGUAGAAUUUUACAGUAUUAUGAGGGAACAGCCUUCUGUAGUAUUGAAUGUAGCCCAUACCACUGCUGUCAGAAUUGCACCAUUUGUCAGACAGAUUGACUUUGCUUUAGACUGGAUGAUGAUUGAAGCUGGAAAAGCAUUAUUCAGACAAGGGGACCAGUCAGACAGUGUAUAUAUCAUACUAACAGGACGUCUAAGAUCUGUUAGAACACAUCACAAUGGUAAAAAAUCACUUGUGGCUGAGUAUGGACGAGGAGAACUGGUUGGCAUUGUGGAAGUUCUUACAGACACUGCUAGAACAACCACUAUAAUGGCUGUCAGAGACACAGAAUGUGCCCAUUUGCCAGGUGAUUUACUAAAUCUAAUUAAACGAAAGUACCCACAGAUUGUAACAAGGCUGAUACAUUUGUUAGGACAAAGAAUUCUUGGUCAUAUUGAAACAAGAGAUGAAGUACACAUGAAUCUUGAUCAUGUCUCAGGUAUAGACAAGAAGGUAUCAGUGGGUAACUUGUCUACAAUAGCAGUAUUAGGUUCCAAUAAAGAUGUGCCUUUAACUAGCUUUACUUUGGAAUUACAGCAUAGUCUACAAGCUAUUGGUAAUACAACCAGAUUAACCAGUGAUAUAGUCAAACAAAACUUAGGAACUGGUGCUUUUGAAAGUAUAAAUGAGUUCCGACUAUUUAACUGGCUUGGUCAACAAGAAGACAUGAACAUCAUAACCUUAUAUCAGUGUGACUAUUCCAUGACAAAGUGGACCAAACAUUGUAUCAGACAAGCUGACUGUAUAUUAAUUGUAGGGCUCGCCAAAAAUGACCCUUCAGUAGGGGAGGUAGAACAACAGAUGGAGAACAUAGCUGUACGAGCUCAGAAAGAGUUGGUUCUGUUACAUGACGAGGAUGCAGAAUCACCUAAAGGGACAAUAGAAUGGUUAAAUGCUAGGGGAUGGUGUUCAUCACAUCAUCAUAUUAGAUGUCCUAAAAGGGUUCUCAAAAAACAAGCUGAAAUUAGAGUGGUUGAAAGUUAUGAAAGGGUUUAUCAAACAAAGCCAGACAGAUUAUCAGAUUUUUCACGUCUUGCAAGAUUUUUGACGGGGACAUCUGUUGGCUUAGUAUUAGGUGGGGGAGGAGCAAGAGGCCUUUCACAUAUAGGGAUUGUAAAGGCCUUACUGGAGGCUGAAGUCCCAAUAGAUAUGGUAGGGGGAACCAGUAUGGGCUCCUUUGUAGGUGCUGUAUGGUGUGAAGAUAGAAAUAUAACCAGAUUUACACAGAGAUGUAGAGAAUGGUCCAUGGACAUGACAUCAAUUUGGCAGAAAGUAUUAGAUCUGACUUAUCCUAUUACCUCAAUGUUUACAGGUCAAUCCUUUAAUGUGACAUUAGAGAAAACCUUCAAAGACCGACAAAUAGAAGAUUUAUGGAUUCCAUACUUCUGUAUUACUACUGAUAUUACAAGUUCUUCAAUGAGAAUACAUACUCAUGGCAGUUUAUGGCGAUAUGUGAGAGCCAGUAUGUCACUGUCUGGAUAUUUGCCACCAUUGUGUGAUCCUGUAGAUGCCCAUUACUUACUGGAUGGAGGCUAUGUCAAUAACUUGCCUGCUGAUGUAAUGAAACAGUUAGGGGCCAACUCUAUAUUUGCUGUAGAUGUUGGGAGUCGAGAUUCCACAGAGUCUUAUAACUAUGGAGAUAAAAUCUCUGGUUUCUGGUUACUGGCUAACAAAUGGAGUCCAUGGUCAGAAACAGUUAAGGUACCUGAUAUGGCAGAAAUCCAGUCCCGCUUAGCCUAUGUAUCAUGUGUACGUCAGUUGGACCAUGUUAAAAACAGUGACUAUUGUGAAUACAUAAGACCACCAAUAGAUAAAUAUGGAACACUGCAGUUUGGAAGCUUUGAUGAAAUAGCUGAUGUAGGUUACCAGCAUGGUAAAGCAUUACUGAAUGGAUGGAUAAAAGGUGGAUUAGUUGAUGAAUUAUUCAGACCUAAGCCUGGUCAUAGAAAAGCUUUCAAAGAUCAACCACAAAUGAAGAGAGUACAGACAAUGGCACAGCCUUCACUUGCUAAGUUUACAGAUCUUGCUGAGUUAGUAUCUAAAAUAGAAGAACCUAGUCCUUCAUCUAAUGUCUCACAGAGUAGCUUCGAUACUGACGAUGAAAUAAAUGAAGCAAUGUUUGACGAUGGAAAUGAGGAAGAUGAUGAUGAUGAUGAAUAUGAAGAUGAUGACGAUGAUGAUGAUGACAUUGAUAUUGAGGAUGUAAUUAAUGCUGAUAUUAUAGAGGAAAAGGAGGAUGAUCUGAGUGGAGAUGACAACAAAGGAUUAAGUGUUGGAAUCAGUAAAUCUGAUGGAUCACUGAGACACAGAAUAGGAAAAUCAUCUGACCAAUCAGUUUAGUUGAUACCAGAUAUGACCAAUCAAAAAACAGAUAUCAUUAAAGAAGAUAGAAGACAAAAUACUAACAUGAUAUACUUCUUGUGUUUUAUUUAUGAAAUAUUUAUAUUCUUAAAAAGUGAAGGUUAUUUUGUCAUCAAAUUUUAUUUAUGUUUUCAAUUUAAAAUUGACCUACUGUCAAAAUCUAUAUUAAGUGUUCUUUGCAGUUUUAGGAACAUCAACAUGAUAAAUUGUAAGAGUGUUUUUUUCCAAGAAAUUUGAUCUUGAACUGAUAAAAACUAGAAUUUUAAAAGUACGUAUUUAAAACAGCUUUAUGAAAACACAUAAAUCCAGUGAAAAGAGUGGAUUUUUAAAGUAAAAAAAAACUUAGAAAAUAUCCACACAUAUUUUUUGGUUAGAAGUUUUGCUUCAAAUUUUGAUUUGUGUGUCAAUAAUUAAUUAACCACAGCAAAAACUACAUAGUGUGUAUAUGCCUAAGUUAACAUAUAUUCAUUUAAAGGAUUCACCAUGAGUUUGAAAUUUAUAUUAAGUUUGACGUAAAAUAAAUUUUUAUAUUAUAAUUUUGUGUCUUUCUGACUGUGUAAAUAUUCUUGUAUUAAUAUUUUUAUUACAUUUGCUGUUAGUAUUCAUGAUAACCUUUCUUCCAGAACUAUAUACUAACAGAGGUAGAAGUAGUACACUGCUAGUGUAAUCCUUAAUGUCUUGUUUUUUGUUCACAAGUGUCUAACCAUUUGUAUAAGUAUUUAGAUAAUGUAAUGACAGCAUUACUGGUGAUUUCUAUAAGCUAAUGUGCCUUAUUUAUUUGCUUUAAUUGUAUAUGCAGAUAAUACUUAUUUUCUGUGAAAUUCCUGACUAUAAAAUGGGGAAUAUUGAAAUUUGUCUUCUACACUAAACAGUGUUUCAUUAUCCCUUUGAAGUGCUAUGUAUUAUUAGAAUCGGAUAAAUGAAGAUUUACCCUCUGUUUCUUUAUACAUCUAUUCAAUUUCCAUGGUUAAUUGGUGAUAACCCUGUGUAUAUUACUGGUGGAAAACUUUAGCAUUUAAUUAAAGUAAUAUUUUACUUUUGGAUUCUUAAAGCUAGUGGUUAAUAGUUAAGGGACUUUUGCUCAAUCCUAUUCGAGUUUGUUUGUCCUUUCUAAACCAAGGUGGAGCAAACCAAUAUUGUACAAUCCAAUCCAGGGCAUUGAUUCAAAGAUCUUGAAUUAUUGUGAUACUUUGUUACUGUAUGCAAGUGUUUGUUGUUUUAUUUUUGUUGAUGUGUACAUGUGAAUGACUAUUGAAAAAUAAAUUUAUUUAUAAUUA
Molecule: messenger RNA, 5382 nt
Organism: Mytilus trossulus (common blue mussel)
Lineage: Eukaryota; Metazoa; Mollusca; Bivalvia; Mytilida; Mytilidae
Product: patatin-like phospholipase domain-containing protein 7
Exons: 34
Coding region: 122-4084 (1320 amino acids)
Biological process (GO): phosphatidylcholine metabolic process
Cellular component (GO): endoplasmic reticulum
Molecular function (GO): phosphatidylcholine lysophospholipase A1 activity
Source: RefSeq, a predicted model, not a curated record